Molecule: messenger RNA, 1942 nt
Organism: Gracilinanus agilis (Agile Gracile Mouse Opossum)
Lineage: Eukaryota; Metazoa; Chordata; Mammalia; Didelphimorphia; Didelphidae
Gene: COL4A5
Product: collagen type IV alpha 5 chain
Exons: 13
Coding region: 86-1591 (501 amino acids)
Cellular component (GO): collagen trimer; basement membrane
Molecular function (GO): extracellular matrix structural constituent
Source: RefSeq, a predicted model, not a curated record
AACACCUGGCAUCGUGGGGCCUCCGGGUUUCCCAGGGCCCCCAGGACAAGAUGGUGCCCCUGGGCCUUCAGGAACCAAAGGUGAAAUGGGGAAGCUGGGGCCUCCAGGACCACCAGGACCUUUAGGAGUUCCCGGCAGGAGUGGUGCUCCUGGCUUUAAAGGUGAUGAUGGUCUGCCAGGUCAGGCAGGAUUUCCUGGUCCUGUAGGACAAAAAGGUGGAAGGGGUGAACCUGGGAUUCCAGGUCCCCCUGGACAAGUGGAUCCAAACUGUCUGACAAUAAAGGGGGAGAAAGGAGAACCGGGCUCACCAGGCAUUCCUGGUGUGUUGGGUCCAAGAGGUCCUCGAGGUAUUCCUGGAGACCCAGGACAACCUGGGCUGGCUGGACAGCCAGGUUCCCCUGGACCAUCGGGGCCUAGAGGUCCCCGGGGUGUUCCUGGAAAUGGACAAGUUCAAGGAAGGAGGGGAGACCCAGGCCCACCUGGGAAGCCCGGUUUGCCUGGUUUCAAAGGAGAUCAAGGCCCACCUGGGCCCCAGGGUGAUCCUGGCCGGCCAGGGCUCGUUGGAAUGAAGGGUAAUCCUGGCAUCCAAGGCAUCCCAGGAUUCCAAGGUAUGAAGGGACCUGAUGGUGCACCUGGUUCACCUGGCCCUGCAGGGGAUCCAGGCCCUAGAGGGCCUCCAGGCCCCCCUGGUUUUCCUGGUCCCUCUGGACAAGAUGUUAUAGUCAAAGGGGAUAUUGGGCCUCCAGGACCACCAGGUCAGCCAGGAUUGAAAGGUCUCCCAGGGAUUCCAGGACCUCAAGGCUUACCAGGUCCAACUGGCCCUCCAGGAGACCCCGGAAAGAAUGGACACCUUGGUGUUAAUGGCUCAGUAGGCCACAAAGGAGACCCAGGCCCAUCAGGCCAACCAGGUAGCCGUGGAGCGGAUGGUUCCCCAGGACCAGAUGGCUUGCCAGGCCCCCCAGGCCCCCCAGGAACCCUGUCUCUCGCUCAUGGAUUUCUCAUCACACGUCACAGCCAGACCACAGAGAUACCACAGUGCCCGGGAGGAACUGUCCAGAUCUACAGAGGGUUUUCUCUCCUUUAUGUGCAAGGAAACGAGAGGGCCCAUGGCCAAGACUUGGGGACAUCUGGCAGCUGCCUCCACCGCUUCAGCACCAUGCCUUUCAUGUUCUGUAACAUCAACAAUGUAUGCAACUUUGCAUCGAGAAAUGACUACUCUUACUGGCUGUCCACUCCCAAGCCUGUGCCGAUGAACAUGGAACCACUGAAGGGACAAGGCAUCUUGCCAUUCAUCAGUCGGUGCACAGUAUGUGAAGCCCCAGCAAUGGUGAUUGUGAUUCACAGUCAGACCACCCAGAUCCCCCGGUGCCCACGGGGCUGGGACUCCCUCUGGAUUGGCUAUUCCUUUAUGAUGCACAUGAGUGCUGGUGCAGAGGCCUCUGGCCAGGCCCUGGCCUCUCCUGGUUCCUGUCUAGAAGAAUUCCGUUCAGCCCCUUUCAUCGAAUGCCAUGGACGGGGAACGUGCAACUACUAUGCCAACUCCUACAGCUUCUGGCUGGCCACCGUGGAGGCGUCAGACAUGUUCAGGUGAGGUGCUCCUGGCUUCAGGUUAAAGAUCAAAAGCAGCCUUCUGAGCUGGUUAGAAGGCAGGAAACCCAGGGCCAAUUGUGACUUGGCUUAUUAGGUUGUGAUGGUUUACUCUCCCCGGUCCCAGAAAGCACAGGUAUCUCCUACUUUGGAGUUGGACUUUGGCCAUUAAUGAAUUUGGCCUUCAGAAAUCAGAACAAAGAAAGGUCCUUGGCCAGUAGCACCCAACAAGUUGGCAGCUGAGCCUGCCCGAGGAGUGAGGCUUCCCAGAAAAAGAGACAGAGACAUCUGGGCCUCAGAGCACAGAGAUAGACAUGUGUGCAGAGAACAAAGGCACACACACACACACACACAC